This is a messenger RNA of Cuscuta campestris, 1030 nucleotides long. Lineage: Eukaryota; Viridiplantae; Streptophyta; Magnoliopsida; Solanales; Convolvulaceae. The record is from the annotation of a GenBank genome assembly.
AAAUAUACAUACAAACCAAUAAAAAAAUUGAGAAGAUGCCCAUUUUUAAAUGUGGAUUUUAGACAUCACUCUAGAAGUCUAGGUAGGAUGAGGUAAGAAGUAAAGCCCAUAUAUUUCUUAGCGAUUCGAUGAACUGCGUGUCAGGAGUUUUAAAUUCCACUCCGGCACUCCUACUUUAAGAUAAAACAAGAGGAUCUUAUUGAAAAGCGACGUUUAUUUGAUCGAAACGAUGAAAGAGCAGAGCAAUUAUGUGCCGCCGCCGUACAUCCCGUUGAGGCAAACAGACAAGGAACCGGAAAACUCUCAAUCGAUGGAACAGGUCUCUCCGCACCCUGGAAAUGGCGGCGGCGGCGGCGGCCAACAAUGGUCUUCUGGAAUCUGCGCUUGUUUUGAUGAUCCACAGAGCUGUCUCGUUGGACUUCUUUGCCCUUGCUAUCUUUUCGGGAAGAAUGCCGAGUUCUUAGGCUCUGGAACCUUGGCUGGUUCAUGCUUGAUCCACUUCAUUUUAUGGGCUCUUGUGAAUACAUUCUGCUGUGUGCUAACCGAGGGCAUGCCUUUGGGUUUACCUGGAUGCUUAGUUGCAUGCUAUGCCUCCGGCUAUCGUAGAACGUUGCGAUCAAAGUACAAUCUACAGGAAGCACCGUGCGGGGAUUUCACGACUCAUUUUUUCUGCCACUAUUGUGCAAUGUGCCAGGAAUACAGGGAGAUCCGUGAGAGGCGUGGUGAGUUGGAGUCCCCUAACCCGAACCGAAUAGAGGUGAUAGCCCCUCAAGUUCAGACAAUGGAAUUGACACCCGAAAGCAACUAAAGCAGAUUGUAAUUUGUUCUUGUCUAUCUUAAGAGGUUUUGUUGUGCAAUUCCUCAUCCAGCAGCAAUUCAAGACUCUUGGGCAUAUCCUUACUGGAUGGGUUGUUGUUUCACUAACUGUGGAGUCGUUUGUGUUAAAUAUAUUAAGUAUAUAUUUAGUAUCUUGUGUAUAUAGUAAUUUCCAUACAUGUAUAGUCCUUAUUAAUUAAGGAUUCCUAACAUA